UUUUAUUAGCCGACUAUACAUUUUCGAUAUAAACUAAUCCACAAUUGUAGUAAUCUGAUAAAGUAUCAAUACGUGUUUUAUGGCUUUACAUUUUGUAUAAAAACUGGGCGUUGUCACACUGGAAAUUAUAGUUUUCUUUGCUCUUUGACAAAGCAAGUAAAUACCUCAACCCAUUACAAUGAAAUCCUUCGUUGCCCUGUUCGCCCUGCUGGCCGUGGCUGCCGCCAACCCCCUGCCUCUUGUGCAGAUCAUCGUGAACGUCGAUGCUCCCUCUGACGUCGCCGUCGGCCCCGCCGUCGAGGCCAUCAAGCCUACCCCCGUGCACGUCGUCGAUGAGGCCGUCAAUGAGUACCCUGCCAUCCCUGAGCCCGUUGUUAUGCCCGAGCCCGUCCUCCCCGAGGUCGUCAUGCCCGAGCCCGUGGUCUUGCCCCAGCCUGUCCUCCCCGAGGUCGUGAUCCCUGAGCCCGUUGUCAUGCCUGAGCCCGUCCUCCCCGAGGUCGUGAUCCCUGAGCCCGUUGUCUUGCCCUCGCCUGCCGUCCCUGAGGUCGUCAUCCCUGAGCCCGUUGUCAUGCCCGAGCCCGCCCUCCCCGAACUCGAGAUCGACCCCGUUGUCGCCCUCCCCGAGGAACUCAACUAAGCUAACAACAACCUAAGCCAUCCGUCUGCUCAACACCGAACAAGAACCAAAACGAAGUGACUUUUUGAGGACUUUUUGAUGAACAUUUUCAGUCUACGAAGUUUCCUAAAGGAAUUGGAUUGAAAUGUGUGACACCAACUGCAGAUGUGAACCGUAUUUUAUAAGAGCAAUAAACCUAUUUUUCUAA
Messenger RNA from Spodoptera frugiperda (fall armyworm), 824 nucleotides. RefSeq names its product periaxin. The coding region runs from base 179 to 637 and encodes 152 amino acids. The transcript has 2 exons. Lineage: Eukaryota; Metazoa; Arthropoda; Insecta; Lepidoptera; Noctuidae. The record is from RefSeq and is a predicted model, not a curated record.